Messenger RNA from Acanthoscelides obtectus, 1271 nucleotides. Lineage: Eukaryota; Metazoa; Arthropoda; Insecta; Coleoptera; Chrysomelidae. The record is from the annotation of a GenBank genome assembly.
AACAAAGUCUGUUAUUCAAACACUUCUCAAAAAUCUUCCCAAAUACAUUGAUAACUGAAAUAGGUCUAUAAUUGAACAUAUUGUCUUUACUUCCAGAUUUAAAUAUUGGUGUCACUAUGCUUUCUUUAAAUUGGCGAGGAAUUACUGAGAAUUUGAAACAGAGGUUGCUAAUAUUACAAACUAUUUGUUGUAACUCUAUGUUAUCCAUUGGUCUAAAGAAUUAUUUGUUUAAUGGGGCGUGCGUGAUUACUGUUUGAGCCCAAUGCAUACUCGGUUUUCUGCUUAUUACAUGUAAGGCCCAACCGAUCAUAAUACUCAAAUAUUUCUUCCUUUGCCUACUUUGCUCUCUUGAAGACUGUGAUUUGCUAUUUGGAGUCACUUAGCGCUCAAGAAUCAUCUUCAUUUGUCCUGGAAUAUUUUCUACUGGCAGUUCAGCAACGCAUAGGCUUCACAGGCAGGGUACGAGGAUAGAUCCCGGGGGUACUCUGGUACGCUGGUGGUAUGUUUUUGUUUUGACAUGAUUGUUUUCACCGCGUGUUUGUCAGACGAGCAAAUAGUUUUCUAUAAUUUUGAUCACUGCUGCUACGUGAUAUCGUUGUCCAAGUGCUUCCAUGACUUUGGAAAAGUUGCAUUUUCAUUCCAUUGCGUUUGAUGAAAUCAUGCUGAUAUUCUGGAAUAAUUUUACAGAUACUAGGCAUAAAUCAUUGGAACACUGUAUUAUAUAUAUAUAUACAGGGUUUGUCCGGAAAGUAGUAGGACUCAUUUUUUUCCGCCAUGACUGUAGUUCGGAGGAUGCGCGCACCGACUGAAUUCGGUAGAGGGCGUUCCUAGCUAACGAAUGAGCGGCUGGUCAGUUGUCUCCGAGCACUUGGAGAGUCAGGACAGGCAGUUUCACGCGACGUGUGCGCGAAGAUGGUCCCAAAAGAGCUCACUGACGACCAGAAAUUGCGGCGAGUGGAAGUGUGCCAAGAAAAUUUUAAAAUGUGUGAAAGUGACCCCCAAUUUUUGAAUAACGUAAUCACAGGUGACGAGUCGUGGAUCUUUGAGUAUGAUCCCGAGACAAAGAGGCAAUCUGCUGAGUAGCACACGACGGCGUCUCCUCGCCCAAAAAAGGGAAGAAUGAGCAAAUCCAAAGUGAAACCACGACAACGGCCUGGCUCACACCGCCUUUCUUGUGAACAGCUACCUGUCCAAGGCCGGCAUCCCAACGCUUCCGCAACCGCCCUACAGCCCAGAUGUCGCCCCGCGGACUUUUUUGUUUCUGCGCCUGA